Molecule: messenger RNA, 1232 nt
Organism: Salarias fasciatus (jewelled blenny)
Lineage: Eukaryota; Metazoa; Chordata; Actinopteri; Blenniiformes; Blenniidae
Product: dysbindin-like
Exons: 4
Coding region: 227-826 (199 amino acids)
Biological process (GO): negative regulation of protein kinase activity
Cellular component (GO): cytoplasm
Source: RefSeq, a predicted model, not a curated record
UCUUGUUCUUGCUCUCGUCCGAGUGGCCGGGAGUCCAGUGAGGGAAGAAGGGAAGUGGGGAAGGGGAGCAGCGGGGCGUCAGAGCUCACAUCCGUCCCUCCAGGAGCCAGAGGAGGCGGGAGAUGCUCAUCGGACUCUCCGCUGGACUCUCACAGGGCUGAUCGGCCACCACUGACACAUCCUGCCUCCCCGACUGUCCUGAAGCCUCUGACAACUUCCAGGCAUCAUGAACUCCUCGUCGGCCAACCUGCACAGCAAACGCCUGUCCUCAGCGGAGACGGAGCGAGCCCAGAGGCUGCCAGAUGUGGAUGCAGCGCAGCAGCUCAAGCUCAGAGAGAGGCAGCGUUUCUUUGAAGAAGUCUUCCAGCACGACGUGGACGUCUACCUGUCCUCAGCACAUCUCUGCAUCAGGGACUACAAGAGACCUCCCAUUGGCAGCGUCUCAUCCAUGGAGGUGAAUGUGGACCUUCUGGAUCAGAUGGAGCUAAUAGACAUUUCUGAUCAAGAGAGUUUGGAUGUUUUCUUCAGCUCUGUGGGAGAAGAAGAGGAAGGAAACAACGACGACGAGGAAGCAAUCAGCAAUGGACUCUUUCGACAUGUUCUCGAGAGUCUUGAUGCAAAGUCCCGCAUGUCGUCCACGUCGUCAGAGUCCUCCACCGACAGCCAGACUAUCAACGUCAACGGUGUGGACGCCCCGGCGAUCGAAUCGGACGACGAGGAAACACACACCAGCACGAUAAAGAGAAGGGCCGCAGCCGCCGAGGCAGAGAAGGCGAAAAGUCCGAAUCCGUCUCCGUCGUCAGGGGAUCCGUCCGCUCAGCAGUAGAUCUUCACCUGCAGCCCGGUGGUGGAACGGCUCAGCCGGGGGGCAAAGAAAGGAUUCUGGGACGACAAAUAUUGUCACAAGACUGUCAGCUUCGACUGUCUUCCAAAAACUCUCUCUUCUCAGUACUUUCAACCUUUACCACUGAUUUAUGGGUUGCAUAGUGUUCAGUGUGUGUGAUGGAGGCCACGAACUGUUAAUAUAUCGAGAUUUCCUUUUUUUUCUUCUUCUCCAUUCCUGGUGUAGCAACGGACACAAUUCCCUCCAAUGUUUUUAACCACAUGGAUUGUAGUUGAUGGAUGAAUAAUUUUGUACUGUAUUAACUCAGCAGCAAAGCGAUACCCAGAAUAAGAGCAACUAAAUGUAACAUAGCUUGGGGUGAUGUGUGCUUAUUAAACUCCCUGUUUUU